Molecule: messenger RNA, 3648 nt
Organism: Leptosia nina
Lineage: Eukaryota; Metazoa; Arthropoda; Insecta; Lepidoptera; Pieridae
Source: the annotation of a GenBank genome assembly
AUGAUUCAAAGACCGUUUAGUGAUAGCUUGCAGGGAAGUACAAAUUCCCAAAUAAAAGAUUACUUGAUUUCACCUGGAUAUUCUCAAGUCAACACUAUCGAUCAUAAAAGACAAAGGCCGAUUUCUACAGUUAUAUCAUCGAUAGACAUCGGCCACGGUAUACUGAACAAACCCACGUACUCGCGUAUAAAAAUUAGUAAAAACAAUAAUCAAAAUGAACAACGGCUUACCAGAAACACAUUUGCUAAUAAAACUGACGCGUUUUUACCAAAUAAAGAUAAUGUCCUAUUUGCUGAUCACGAUUCCCAAUUCACGGUCAACAAUUCCAGUCAAUCUGAUGAAAUCCUGGCGGAGAUCAAUAAAAUACCAUCGAUUCCUUUUUUUGCUUCGGUAAAAACAAUCGCAGAUCAUACAAACUUAGACGGAAGCUUCUGGAUUAAUUCAAGUAUUGCUAAUGAAAAUAACAUACAUACAACUAGCAUUUAUAACAAUCAUAGAGCGGAAAAUGAAAGCACUUUUCCUGAUACUGCAUAUGAAAUGGAUCCAGACAAGCAAGAAAUUUGGAAACAAGACGGCCCAAGUCUAUCGCCAGUCAAUUUGACAACAUUAAAAAACUGUGCAAAGUUAUUACAAUAUAAAGUAGAUUUUGAUGUUCAAGAAAAAUUUCUCCAUAUGGAUAUCGAAGUAAUACUAGUACCUCGUACCCAUGUAGAUACGAUUUGGCUGAAACCAUUUGAGUCACUCCACAACGACACUGUACAGAAGAUAAUUACGAACGUUAUAAAAAAACUACAAUUUUACCCUAAUCUCACAUUUACUUGGAAUGAAAUAUCGCAUUUGAGUCAAUGGUGGAAGAACGCAUCCCAGAAAAGGCGUGUUACUCUACGUCGUCUUAUUAGGGAAGGAAGGCUUGAAAUCACAACAGGCGGAUGGGUUGAAACAGAUGAAGCCAUGUCGAGCUUAUAUGGUAUUUUGCAUCAAUUUAUUGAAGGACAUCAAUGGUUGGAUCAAUAUUUAAACUAUACGCCUGAAGUAGCGUGGAUUACGAAUAGUGUAACACAUAGCCCAACGGUCACCUACAUUUUAUCAGCAAUAGGAAUAACAAAUUUGGUCAUGACCAAUGUACACUUUUCUCUGGAGCAAUACUUCGCUGAAUAUCAGUACAGCGAUUUCAUCUGGGUCCAGAAUUGGGAUAGUGAUAAAACUACUCGAACUGAUUUAAAUCAAGCCUUAAAUAAAAUAGGCAACGACCAAUACCCGAAGCACGCUGUAUUGACGCAUUACCUACAAUACAAUUCGGAUAGUUUCAAAGCUUGUGGCCCAUAUGGGAAAGUAUGUGAGGUAGAAUUUAACUUCGCAAAUAAAAUCAUCGAUAUCAAUGAGUAUAACGUUAAAAAUAAAGCCGAGACAUUAUUAGAGCAAUAUUCUAAAACCGGAACGUUGUCUCCACAUAAUAUUAUUAUUGCACCCGUAGGUGGUCCACUUCAUUAUGUAUCUCAGACAGAAUUCGACUAUCAAUAUAAUAAUUAUUUAAACAUAGCAAAUUUUAUAAAUGUCAAUCAAAACAUUUACAAAGCAACAGUGCAGUUCGGAACGCCCACGGACUAUUUUACAGCAAUAAUGGCUAGGCACAAAUCUUAUCCCACACUUAGUGGGGACUUUUUAAAUUAUGCAGAAAUUGACAAAACGCGGCCGGUAUAUUGGACGGGCUUUUUCACCACAAGGCCUUCAUUAAAGCUCUUAUUGAGACGACUUCAAGCUACCCUUCGUUCCACAGAAUUCUUAUUUUCGUUUACAUCGAGUUGUACUGCAUUUCGGACCACUAAUAAAACACAGCUAAUAACUAAACUCACAAAUGCGAGGGAAAUUGUUGCUCGGCUUCAAGAUCGAAAUGUGAUAAGUGGAACUUUGUCGAGCAAAAUGUUAAGUUAUGUACAAAACCAAAUACUUAUAGCUGUUAAAGAUUGUUGGUACAUCCAAGAAGUAACAGCGAGUUUACUUAGCACUAAGCCUGAGCAUAGUGAAAAGUACCUUACGAAGUACGUUUACAGAGAUGGUGAAUUCAUAUCUUCGUUCAAGUGUAUUGAACCGGGAGAUAAAAUAUAUGUAUUUAAUUCAUUAAAUCAUGAAGUAACUGAGAUCGUCGAGCUGUUGACUAGACACGUGAAUACGAGAGUAAUUGAUUAUAAUAAAAAGGACAUAAAUUUUCAAAUAAAUCCUGUUUGGAAGUAUAGUUCAGCUGAUAAUGUUAUUCGAAUUAGCAGUCAAUUUUUCAAAAUCAUAUUUGCUGUAAAAGUACCCCCCAUGACAUUGAAACUAUUUCAAUUCAAAGAAGCCUUUGACGUAUCAUUAAGUACGUCUAUUAUUUUCUGUUUAGCUUGUGUUAUGGAUAGUGCGGUUAACAAUCCUUUCACCGUGCAACCAAUUGAACCAGGCGAUGUACAAAUCGAAAACUACAAUGUUCGUCUCAUAUUUGAUGAAGUUGAUGGAUUACUAAAAACUAUUAUCGAAAAAGAAACCAAUGACGAAAGACAACUUGUCAUCAAUUACGGAGCAUUUAAAAGUUCUGACAUCAACGCUGGCAUAUACCUCUUUAGUACAAGUGCUCAGCGUUUUCAAGAUAUAUUGAAAGAAUAUAGGGCGGACAGUAAAAGGAAAAUGUUAAUUAUUGUAUCGGGUAACGUUGUAACUGAAUAUACAUCGAUAUACGGAAAUCUUUUAAAGCAUACUGUAAGAAUAUGCAAUGAAAUGAAUAAUCCUUUGGCAGGAGUUGUUCGUAUCGAGAGCAAUCUUAAUUUUGGAGUUGCUCCAAAAAAUAGAGAUCUAGAAAUGUUUAUGACCAUUCAAACAUGUAUCGAAAAUGGUAAAUCACCGAUACUAUAUUUAGACAAUAACGGCUUUCGGGUAACAUCAAGAAAAUUAAACAUUUCUCGUAAAGUAGAGGCCAAUAUGUAUCCAAUGACAAGUAUGGCCUUUAUACAAGACGACAAGACGAGACUUACAAUCAUUACUGAUCGGGCACAAGGUGUAACUGCCUUACAAGAGGGACAAAUACUUAUUAUGCUGGAUAGGAGAAUAUUGUUUAAUGACAAACGCGGAGUUAAUGAAGGUUUAUCUGACAACAGUCCUUAUAAUCACAUUCACUACAUGUUGUUAGAAAACUUUGCAAAAGAAGAUAUAUCUUUUGAUAAAACGUUAAACGAGCAAAUUGUAUUACCUAGUUUAUUAGCUAAUCGGAUAGCGAAUAGCCUACUAUUUCCCUUAGACAUAUUCUUCGUUGACAAAAAUUAUAUUGACAUGCCUUAUUAUGUAUUUCUGCCACUGAUUAGAGGGUCUUUUCCGUGUGAUGUGUGUGUUUUAAGCUUUCGAAUGAUUUUAAGAAAAGGACUCGGUUUUAAGAACGUGCUGGAUACAGCUAUUAUUACGCUGCAUAGAAAAAGUUUUACAUGUAAAUUUUUUGUCCAUAAUAAUCUUUAUUGUAAAGAUGAUGAAAGUUUCUAUAUUGAGAGAAUUAUACAACACGUUAAGCAGGUUUUUCACACAAAUUUAGUAGGAACCACUAAAGGAGUUCCUAUUUUUGAUAUAAACGUGAACAACUUGCCUCCAAUGGAACUGAUGUCAUUAAAAGUUGUUUUUGAAACAACUUGA